Astyanax mexicanus (Mexican tetra) is the source of this 3430-nucleotide messenger RNA. RefSeq names its product probable N-acetyltransferase CML1. NCBI's taxonomy places the organism in Eukaryota, Metazoa, Chordata, Actinopteri, Characiformes, Acestrorhamphidae. Gene Ontology annotation, molecular function: N-acetyltransferase activity. The transcript has 2 exons. Bases 1164 to 1832 code for a protein of 222 amino acids. The record is from RefSeq and is a predicted model, not a curated record.
CUGUCUUUUUAUAUUAUAUAAAAUAUUUAACAUGGCAAAUUAAACAUAAAACAGCAUUUUCAGCAAAUGCUUCUGCACAGUUACUGUGUGGAAAAUGUUUGACUCAUUUUAAAUGGCAAAAACAAAACCAGGGUUUCAUGAAUGGUCCAAAAUUACACUGAAAGGGAAUACCAUACCCUUAUGUAAUUUUGUUGAAAAAUGAAAAGUGCAUUUUCUUUCAUAUCUGAAUGAAACUGGAUAGAAUUCACCAUGACCAGGAAUUAAGUAAUUGCACUUCCCAUACAAUACAGUGCCUCAAGUGUCUGAAGGGUUGUCCCAAAUCUUUAAAAGAGUAUUUCACCUCCUCCUCUUGUAACUCUGUUUUAAGGAGAAGGGUUACCUUCAAAAACAAGGGGUAGAGCUACAAAAGAUAAAUGGGAUUUGGUCUUAAUUAUAUAGUUACUUACAUUUAACUGCAAAUCACCCUUAAAGGAUGCUUAAAGGAUAAUGCCUUUCCUUUAAGCAUUUAUCAGCAACAUGACUAGUACACUUAUUUUCUUGGGGACGCUUUCUGGUUUUGUCAUUGUCCAGUCUGGGUUUUAUCUGUUCUGUGGAGGUCACUAAAAUUGGUGGAUUGGUAUGAAACUUAAUCUUGCAGAGCUUUCUAGUGGUUCAGUUACUUCUUUUCUGUAAAAGAAUGGGUUUAUUUUAAAAUUAGUAGUUUUAAGUGAUGAAGGCUGUUUUGUUCAUAACCAGGACUUUUAUUUUGAAGGAUCCUAAAUGAGCAUCUUUGUGCUGCGCUACAGUCAGUGGGGGUAGCAGCAGUCUCUCUGGUGGUCCCUAAAAUCGCCCCAGCGAGCAAACCGGGCAAUAAAGACGAAGCACUGGAUUUUUGAGAAGAAUUACGAAACGAGUCCUGGCGGGUCCUCAUCACACGGAGGUCCAGAACCCCCUAAUGCUUUUAUAGUGAAUCAUUUGAAGCUGACAGCACCGCAGUGGGUGUAUUUAUUAUGGCAGGCUGCUUUAACUGUGUUAGAGGGCAGGACUGAGUGAGUUAAUAUAAACCUCAGUCUGUGUUUGUCUCUGUACGUCAGUCUUCACAAGUUCUCCUCACUGGAAGUUAUAGCCGUCAGAUCUUCAGAAAUUCAGAUUUUCCUCCUGCAGUGAAGUGAAACUGAAGAUCAAUGGCUGAGGUACAGAUCCGCUGCUAUGAGGAUGGCGAUGAAAAAGACGUCAAAGAAAUCUUCGCUCUUGGUCUGCAUGGACUGUUGAGGUCCUCCUGCCUACAUGUGCUGAAGCAGCUGCACAUUCAGGUGCUCCUGGUGUGUGUGUUUUGUGCUCUGCUGGCCAGCACCAAGUCCCUUCUUCUGCCCAUACUGGCAGUUACUCUCCUUCUGGCUGCAGGACGACAGGAAAUUUGCCACAUGAUCGACAGCUACAUUGAGAAGAGCAUGAGUGAUGACCUCAGAAACAUCCGUCAGACCUACCUGGAACAGCCCAACUCCUGCCUUUGGGUAGCUGAGUUCCAGGAACAGGUGGUGGGCAUGGUGGCAUGCUGUCCUUCGGAGAGAAAUAAGGCGUGGCUGGAGCUCAAGCGUAUGUCUGUGAGGCACUCACACAGGGGCCAGGGCAUCGCCAAAGCACUGUGCCGAGCUGUGGAGGAAUUUGCCCGAAAACAGAGCUUUCCUGCUGUGGUGCUCUACACAACAGUUGUACAGACGGAUGCUCAGAAGCUGUAUGAGUGCAUGGGUUACAAAAGAGACAGCGGGCAUGUAUCAUCAGUGGUGUCCUCUUGGAUCACCAAAUUCACAGUGUUUGAGUACAUGCUUGACUUGCAGCAUCCAGAAAACUAACCAUUUCUUAAAAAAAAAAAAAAAAAGCAAUGCACUAAUUUUGUACUUUUUAUAACGAUAAUAGGUACAAGUUAACUGUUGUGUAAUCACACAUUAAUGUAAUAUAGAUUUAAAGUCAAUUUAACUUCAAACAGUCAUUCAAUGCUUAUUUGGGUGUGCAGUUUUAAAUUGAAUCUCUUUUUAAAAACACCCUUUGGAUAUUUAUCCUAAUACAUAAAACAAUAUAAUAAUGUAAUAUUUUAUCAUUUGUUUGCAUUUUUACCCAAAAUUUAAUGGCACAUUUACAGUUAGACCAAAAUGCAGCUGCAUAUUUACUCAAAGGUACUAAGAAAAUUGUGCAAUGUUGUUUUAGCAUUUCCCCCUUUUAAAAUGUAAAGGGUCCAAUUAUUAUGUGUUUUUAGGGCCCUAAUAGACAUGCAUCCGCUUGUAUUUUAGAGCAAAUAAUAAUAACCUUUUUCCUGGCUGGAAUAUCAGAAUUAUAUUUGAAUAAUGCCAAGGAGCAUAAAAUUACAAGUAUAUCGCAUUUUACUGAUGUUGUUGCACUGCAGUUUUAUGGAAAUCCAAUACCUAGCUAUGUUCAGACUGCUAGCCCAAAUCAAAUUUUGUGCAUAAUUGUAUUCAGAUUGAUUUUUGAUAGCCUGGACACCCAAAAACUGCAUAAUUUAAAAUGUGAUAACAAUCUGGUUCAUGUCUCAGUCUGGAUGCUCUGGCCAGUUAAUUUUUUUUUUUUAUCUGAUGAUUUACCCUCUCUUAAGAGUUUGAUAACCCUCUCCUUUGUUUCAAUUGACACCUCUCACGUUGGAGCCAUGAUUCAUGUCAGUCCAUUUGGUGCAACAGCUCUCCAAGAUGUGAUCAGUCCUUUUUAAAUGCAGACUAACCAGCAGAUCUAAUUUAAUGCAGGUGUUAGUUUUGGGAAUGACAAUGUACAGGGUGAUUCCAUAAUUCUUUCCUCAGAAUGGAGUGAUUCCAUAAUUUUUUCCCUCUGCUUGGUCUAAAUAAUUAACCGUUACUGACUGCCACAAUUCUUUUUCUUGAUUUAUUAUAGUGUUUCUUAAAGCCAAAAAGUUGUCAUUUGAAAUGACUUUAGUUUUGUCUGUGAUCUGUUUUUUUCUACCAAAUUGAACAACUGAAUGAACAUCCUCCAAGGCAGAUGAUUCCAGAUUUUUUGCCAGGGGUUGUAUAUGUCACUAUUCCUGCAAUUAACACAUUUUUCUGACUGUGUUAUGACCUCAGUAUAGUUGUAGAGUUGGAUAGCUGUGUUUAUGUGGCAUGAGUUCAGAAGGUCACAUGGUUAUACAGAAAAUUUGAGCUUGACUGCCACCGCUAAGAUCUGUGCAUGUGCUUUCUGCUGUCAGUAGUAGCAAUACACUCAACAGAAGAAGUGACUCUUGAGUGACAUCAUUGUGGACACAUCCACAGAGUACACAAAUGAAUUAUUUACUAAUAUUUUUUUACCUGUGUAUGUGUAGAAUUAAUGCAACUUUUUAAUAUCACUUACAUGACUGUAGAACAUAUCACCACUUAUUAUAAACAAAUAAAAAAGUGAAUGAAAAAUGAAAAAAAAAUAAAUAAAAUAAAUAACACAAGGCUUACACUUU